Messenger RNA from Perognathus longimembris pacificus (Pacific pocket mouse), 1978 nucleotides. It is a transcript of the gene Eps8l3, whose product is annotated as EPS8 like 3. The record is from RefSeq and is a predicted model, not a curated record. The transcript is spliced from 18 exons. The coding region runs from base 1 to 1773 and encodes 590 amino acids. Gene Ontology annotation, biological process: Rho protein signal transduction; regulation of Rho protein signal transduction; positive regulation of ruffle assembly. Gene Ontology annotation, molecular function: actin binding. Lineage: Eukaryota; Metazoa; Chordata; Mammalia; Rodentia; Heteromyidae. Gene Ontology annotation, cellular component: vesicle; ruffle membrane; plasma membrane.
AUGUCCCGGCCCAGCAGCAGAGCCAUUUACUUGCACCGGAAGGAGUACUCCCAGAACCUGACCUCAGAGCCCACCCUCCUGCAACACAGGGUGGAGCACCUGAUGACAUGUAAGCUGGGGACACAGAGAGUCCAGGAGCCCAAGGAUGCCUUGCAGAAGCUGCAGGAGAUGGAAGCACAGGGCCGAGUGUGGAGUCAAGACCUGAUCCUACAGGUCAGGGAUGGCUGGCUCCAGCUGCUGGACAUCGAGACCAAGGAGGAGCUGGACUCUUAUCGACUGGACAACAUCAAGGCCUUGGAUGUGGCACUGAACACCUGCUCCUACAACUCUAUCUUGUCCAUCACUGUGCAGGAGUCUGGCCUGCCAAGCACCAGCACGCUGCUCUUCCAGUGCCAGGAAGUGGGAGCAGAGCGAUUGAAGACCAGCCUACAGAAAGCCUUGGAGGAAGAGAUAGAACAAAGACCUAAAUAUGGAGGCCUUCAUCAUCCGGUCGAGAACAGAUGGAGAGGGCCUUCUCUGGAAAGGCCCUUUCCUAUAGAUCAGGCACCCACUGCGGAGUGGAGAUCCUCUCCAGAACCACUCCACCAAACCACUCCAGAACACAGCAUCCCACCAUCCCCAAGACCCCUGCUACGCUACCACAGUACACAAGAACUAAAUGCCUUCACUCCACCUCCUCCGAAGCGGAGUCCAUCCCCUGAGGACCCUGAAAGAGAUGAGGAGUUGCUGAACCACAUCCUAAAGGACAUCGAGCUGUUCACAGGGAAGCUGAAGGAGAUCCAGGGAAAGGCCAGUCACAAGAAGAAGAAGCUUGGGAAAAAAAAGAACAAGGAUCAGGGUGGAAUCACACAGGCACAGUUCAUUGACUGCUUCCAGAAGAUCAAAUUGAGCUUCAACCUCUUGGGGAAGCUGUCCAUCAGGAUGCAAGAGACAACCGCCCCAGAAUUCGUGCACAUCAUCUUCCAAACUCUGAACUUUAUCCUGUCCCAGUGCCCCGAGACUGGCCUGACAGCCCAAGUGGUCUCACCUUUGCUCACAACCAAAGCCAUCAACCUUCUGCAGUCCUGUCUAAGCCCAAAUGAGAGUAAUUUCUGGAAGGGGCUGGGUAUGUCCUGGACCAUCAGCCGGGAUGACUGGACAGGCAUGGAGCCCCCACCUUACCAACCUACAUUCUAUGAUGGCUGGCAGCCUGCAGAGCCCUCCUCCCUGCAGGCACCCUUAAGACACCAAGACUCCUUUUCUAGGCCUAGGUUAGGGAGCACCUUACACUUUGCUCAGGAAGAGACAAACAGCCGUGGUUCUCAACCUGGAGAAGUCAACCUCCAUUCCAGACCGACCAAGCCCAUCCUGAAGAUGCAGGUGCUAUAUGAAUUUGAAGCAAGGAACCCACAGGAACUGACCGUGGUCCAAGGAGAGGUGCUGGAGGUCUUGGACCAGAGCAAGCGGUGGUGGCUGGUGAAGAAUGAAGCUGGACAUCGUGGCUACAUCCCCAGCAACAUCCUGGAGCCCCUACAGAUGGGGGUCCCUGGGAGUCAGGGCCAGUCUCUCCUUCGGGCUCCAAUGCUUCGACUGAGCUCAAAGCCUGAGGAGGUCACAGCCUGGCUUCAGGCAGAGAACUUCUCCACUGUCACUGUGAAGACCCUUGGGACCCUGAUAGGAAGCCAGCUCCUUCGCAUGCAGCCUGGAGAACUGCAGAUGCUGUGUCCACAGGAGGCCCCAAGGAUCCUGGCCCGGCUGGAGGCUGUCAGAAGGACACUGGGAAUAAGUCCUUAGGCAGCAGCUCAGACACCUCCAAAAGUAAGGAGCUCUCGGAUGCAAGAUGGAACAUGUGGUACCACCCUUUAGAGCCCCAAGAAUUUCUCUUCUGGCUUCCAAGUUCAUGGCAGACCACACAUUUCAGCAAAGAGAUGAGCACGUCCAGACACUGCAGCAAAUGGUACCCUUCUUGCUAUGCUGGGAACCCUCCCCAGUUGCUACC